This is a messenger RNA of Neomonachus schauinslandi (Hawaiian monk seal), 1234 nucleotides long. Its product is annotated as disintegrin and metalloproteinase domain-containing protein 1a-like. NCBI's taxonomy places the organism in Eukaryota, Metazoa, Chordata, Mammalia, Carnivora, Phocidae. Gene Ontology annotation, cellular component: sperm head plasma membrane; external side of plasma membrane; plasma membrane. Gene Ontology annotation, molecular function: metalloendopeptidase activity. Gene Ontology annotation, biological process: male gonad development; binding of sperm to zona pellucida; proteolysis. The transcript has a single exon. The record is from RefSeq and is a predicted model, not a curated record. The annotation marks the transcript as partial.
AAACGCUUUUGCCUCAUGCAUGAAAAUAUCACUAAAGAGAGUGGCUUCAGCAACUGCAGCUCUGACCACUUCUAUCAGUUCCUCCGGGAACACAAAGGGGCCUGCCUAUUUAACAAGCCUCAGCCCAGAGGUCGCCUGCGUAGGCAAGCCACGUGUGGGAAUGGCGUGUUAGACUACAAUGAGGAGUGUGACUGUGGACCUGACUGUGGUAACAACCCAUGCUGUGACCAAACAUGUAGGCUGAAGGAGCAUGCACAGUGUAGUGAUGGACUAUGCUGUUUUAAUUGCCAGUUGAGACGUAAGGGCUUCAUGUGUCGUUCUGCUUUUGGAGAGUGUGACCUCCCAGAGUAUUGUGAUGGUACUUCUAGAGAAUGCCCCAGAGACCACUAUAAGCAAGAUGGUACAUCGUGUGAUAUAAUUCACUAUUGUUUUAUGGGCCGGUGUAAGAACCCUGAUACUCAAUGCAUGGGUAUAUAUGGGUUCCCUGCAAGGUCAGCCCCAGAAGACUGUUAUAUUUCUAUGAACACCAAAGGGAACCGGUUUGGAAACUGUGGCUUUGGGGCCUCACCUAGUUCAAAAUAUGUUAAGUGUUUUGAUGAGAAUAUAUUUUGUGGGAAACUUGUAUGUACAAAUAUUAGACAGAUACCAACAAUCAAACGCCACCAUACAUUGAUCCAGGUCCCUCAUGAAAAAGACUUCUGCUGGAGCAUGGAUGCCUAUAAUGAUACUGAUAUCCCUGAUGACGGAGAUGUGGACACUGGCACCCUUUGUGCCCCCCACAAAGUCUGCGUGAAUUACUCCUGCAUUGAUCGUGCUGUGUUCAAGUAUGACUGUGAACCAAAAGAAAUGUGUAAUGGGAGAGGAGUUUGCAACGAUUUAAGGCACUGCCAUUGUGAGGAGGGCUAUGCGCCCCCCGACUGCAAAAUUCCAGGAAAUGGGGGUAGUGUGGACAGUGGCCCCCCGGGCAAAUCACCUAAUGAAAAUCUAAGUGCAGGAGGAAGUGGCAUUACUACUAAACGUAAGAAUGAAAUGAACAUUGUUGGCAAGGUAAUUUUCAUACUCCCCGCAUUUCUUUUACUAUUAUUGUUGAUUUUAAUACUUUCCAUUAGCCUUAGGGCUGGAAUUGAGUCAAUAGAGACGCCAGGAGGCUCCUCAGAGGAGACCUCAGAGACCACAGAGACUACUGAGGACACACAGGACUUAGGAAAUAAACCCGCGGAUAUUUCACAGAUGG